UUUCAAAAAGUGACGCUGCAAAAAAGAAAGUAGGGUCAAAAUAUGUGACUUGUGUCCUCAAGUCCGGUUUUAAAUUUAGUUUACUUUAUUUCACUUCCUGUGUAGUUUACGCGCGAAUUUCAUCGUCUGACAAUGUCUAGUAAUUCACCAAAAUGGAAAAGACCUUCAGAUGUAAUGAAAAUUCACAGAAAGAGGAAAAGACUCUCACAGAAUCGUUCAUUUUCCGAAGAAACAAAAGUUUCCGGAGUUCUUCAAGACAGCACAAACGUUAUUCUGAACUCGACAGGCUCCAAGAGAAAAAACCCAUUUUCUAGUGAAAAUUUUACUGAUGGACCAUGUAAGCGGAAAAAGUCUGACACAGAGGACAAACUUCCAAACUUUAAUGAAAAUACACAGGCAUUCUUUGCUAUUUUGGAAAACGUUAACAAAACAGAUGGAGAUGUUCCACACAUCAAAGUAGAAAAAGCAACAGAAAAUGGACCAAUUACCAGGGAUCUUCUGAUAGACGACGAUGAAGAAAAGUCCCAGUUUGAUUUCAUUGAAAAGUUCUUCAAAGCUGCUCAGACCCACAAACUCAAGGAGGAGUCACCUAAACCUGUUAAAUCAAAGAAAGAUGACCCACCCUCCUCUAGACCUGUUCCAGUGGACUGGUCAUUGAAAGUCAAACUAAGAGCAGUGUCCAAAUCCUCAUUACUGUGGUGUACACAAAUCAAAACCGGGGAGGAGGCCAAGGGACUGAGCGACUUUGUCUCCAAUAUUGACCAGGUUGACUCGAGGGAUGAUAAGUCAGACUUCCAUAGCUGUUGUAUGUAUUGGAUGUACCCCAAUCUUCCAUGGAUCAGACUUUUUCCAAGAAUUGUACCAGACAGCAAAUUAAGAUCAUCUUUUAAUGGAUUACUGAAUGAAGACAUCCAGAAAGCACUAACAGAGGACUGGACGGAGAGUUUUACCUCAGCCUUCCAUCAGUUACGGUCCCAGCACUGUCCCUAUUUCUACUUCUGCACUCAUCAGUUCACAGUUCUCUUCCGAGCGGCAGGGGUGGCCGGUCAGUCAAGUCAGAAUGCAUUCCUCACCCCCACUACACGGGGCCUCAGGGAGGCACUAAAAAAAGAGGGUAUUGAAUUUAGCAUGCCAGUACUGGAGAGGAAGAGAGAAACAUCAAGUUCUGAAAAACUGCAAAGUGAAAAUUCAGAAUCUAAGCCUGUCCAAGCUGUUGAUGAGAUAGAGGAGGAUGAGGAGGAAGAUGAGUUUUUGGACACUGAUGAGGGAGCGUCCGUGUGGCUAGAGAGUAUAGGGCUGGACAAAAAACAGUUCCCCUCACUGGACCCCAACAAAGUCAAAAUACAACGCGAGGGAUUCCGGGUAAUAGACAACCGACCAGAGUCUCUGGUUUAUAUCCAGGGCGCUGAUGUUCAGGCCCUGUUCAACUUCCUGCUGAAUUGUCGCAGCUGUGUGGCCUCCAGUGGGCCCCAGGCGGGGGUUCCCCCCACCAUCCUGUGCCCCACCCCCUUCAGAGGAGCUUCUGUACAGAGUUACAAGGUGAAGCAUUCAUUGGUGAAGCAGACAGAGAUGGAUGGAACAAUUAACCAUGUCCACAUCCUGGAAAUCUCCGGGCCUGUUCUCCCACACCAUGUCCACCAGAUACGGAAAGUCCUGGAGAGGACUCAGAAAGGGGAGUUUACUCUGACAUUUAACACACACGAACCGACCGUACCGUUUAACGCAAAGCUCCCAGUGAGUGAAUGUAACCCAGAGAGGGAGAAGAUGAAGAUGAGGGGAGAGAAAUUUGACACGUUCUUUGAUGUGUGUGACAUUGAUGAUAGGCUGACAUGUAUCAGAGAGUUGUACUGUAGAGAUUAUAGCUAUGAUUGGGCAACCUGAUUUUAUGAUGCAUAGUUAAUGUGAUUUUAAUGUCUAGAUAUUUGAUAUAGCUGAUUUUUUUAACGUUUCAUGUGUAUCAAGAACUUGAUACUUUGUGGGUGAAAAAUCAAUGUUUUGUCUCUAUUUAUUAUGAUGAGAAGUUUUGUUCUCAUUAUUGAUUUUAUGAAAAAGAUUUUUUACUUGUAGUAGAAAGAGUAUCAAAUAAAUGUGGAAAAACCUGGUAUAGACAUAU
This is a messenger RNA of Magallana angulata, 2113 nucleotides long. RefSeq names its product protein downstream neighbor of son homolog. NCBI's taxonomy places the organism in Eukaryota, Metazoa, Mollusca, Bivalvia, Ostreida, Ostreidae. Gene Ontology annotation, cellular component: nucleus. Bases 133 to 1881 code for a protein of 582 amino acids. The transcript has 10 exons. The record is from RefSeq and is a predicted model, not a curated record. Gene Ontology annotation, biological process: nuclear DNA replication.